Molecule: messenger RNA, 1244 nt
Organism: Ipomoea triloba (trilobed morning glory)
Lineage: Eukaryota; Viridiplantae; Streptophyta; Magnoliopsida; Solanales; Convolvulaceae
Product: protein GID8 homolog
Exons: 6
Coding region: 297-977 (226 amino acids)
Biological process (GO): proteasome-mediated ubiquitin-dependent protein catabolic process
Cellular component (GO): nucleus; cytoplasm
Molecular function (GO): protein binding
Source: RefSeq, a predicted model, not a curated record
AAAUACCGAGGGCACUUUUGGGAAUUCAUGAGCGACGGAUUUCAACCCUCCUUCUCCGAUCUGGCAAGGAAGCACGGGAAUCUUCUGGGUACCAUUUGCACUCAACCUAUUUUCCACUGAACUGUUCUACGCAGAUACACACACGUUACCUAUUUCCUCAAUAUACAGAAAUAUACCAAAAACUCGUAUCUCUUUGAACCGGAGAAGAAAUUCGAUUGGCUGCGCAGCUGGUGGCCUGAAUUGGCCAGUGCUAAUAGUUCUGGAUUGUUAUAUGCCGAUUAGCAGAAACUGGAGCCAUGGCAACAUCAAAGAAAGUAAUCACCAGAGGAGAGUGGGAGAAAAGGCUGAAUGAUGUUAAGAUUAGAAAAGAAGAUAUGAAUAAGUUAGUGAUGAACUUCCUAGUCACCGAGGGUUACGUGGAAGCAGCAGAAAAGUUCAGAAUUGAAUCUGGGACUGAACCUGAUAUUGAUCUUGCAACCAUUACCGAUCGGAUGGCAGUUAAGAAGGCAGUGCAAUCUGGUAAUAUUGAGGAUGCAAUUGAAAAAGUUAAUGAUUUGAACCCUGAGAUACUGGAUACAAAUCCACAGCUCUUUUUUCACCUCCAACAGCAAAGGUUGAUAGAACUGAUACGGCAUCACAAAGUGGAAGAGGCUUUAGAGUUUGCUCAUGAAGAACUUGCUCCAAGGGGAGAGGAAAAUUAUGGCUUUCUUGAUGAGUUGGAGAGGACAAUGACAUUGCUGGCGUUUGAAGAUGUUGAGAACUGCCCUCUUGGAGAGCUUGUAGAUAUGUCACAGCGUCUCAAGACAGCAAGUGAAGUCAAUGCUGCAAUUCUCACUAGUCAAAGCCAUGAGAAAGAUCCAAAGCUUCCAAGCUUAUUGAAGAUGUUGAUAUGGGCGCAAAACGAGCUUGAUGAGAAACUUGCUUACCCUCGCAUAAAAAUUGUGUCUACUGCUGCACUCGAAGAUCCUGAUGUCUGAACGAACGGCAGGAAGCUGCAUGUGAGGUUCAGGGUGGUUGAUAUGCUCGCCCCGCCACGAUUGUAUCAAGUUGUCCUUUGUGACUCAUGUCACAACAAGCCACCUUUGUGCCAGAGUGCUUUGUUAAAUGUCACAUUCUCCAUCUUUGCUUUGCGUGGUUCCUGGUUAACCAUUAUGCCAUCAUAUCAGUAAGUAGCAAAUGGCUGUAAAGUUGCAUGACUGAGGUGACCAAAAUUAAACAAUCAUGACAUAUUCUUUUACCCAUUC